AUGGAUUUCAUCAACCACUCAAAAAAAGUAAACUCCCAAUCAUCGUCGUCAAAGAGCAGAAGAAAGAAUCAGCAGCAGCAGCAUGACCAACAGCAAGAAGAAUCAAAGUCUUGGUGUGCAGGAGGAAGGUUUAUCGGGGUUCGAAGAAGGCCAUGGGGCAGAUAUGCAGCGGAGAUAAGGGAUCCAUCCACUAAAGAAAGGCAUUGGCUAGGCACUUUCGACACUGCAGAGGAAGCAGCACUCGCCUAUGACACUGCCGCCCUCUCCAUGCGUGGCUCUCUCGCUCGCACCAACUUUGUCUACUCCGACAACAACAUCCCUAUUCCUCCUCCCCCUCCUCCUCCUCCUGCAGCUUCCUCCGACCAUGAAUUGCUACACGACUUCUCCGCCGGCCUCUUCCUUGUGAAUUCGCAUCAAAACCAACAACACAAUCAAUUAUUCUACUUUGGUUCAACUGGUCAGGAGGACCAUGACCAAGACCACCACCGGCCUCUCAAUGUCAGUCAUUUUUCAAGUGGAUUUUUCCCAGUUCCAGGAGACGAGUGGAUUCAACGAAGGGUGAAUGAUGAUGACAGUGAUCAUCAGCAGCAGCAACAGCAGCAAAGUAUUAUUAUGCAUGGUGGUACUGGUACUGGUACUGGUACUGGUACUGGUACUGGUACUGCUGGUGGGUCAUUGAAACACCAACAAUACUUCUGUGAUGAUGAAGUGGACUUGCCACCAUUGCCACCUGAUAUUUCGAGUUAUUAUUAUGAUGGUUCAAAGAGCGUCCAGCAGCAGCAGCAGCAGCAACUUUCCGAGGUGGGUCAUGGUGCUGAUGUAUGGAAGGAGGACAUGCUUUUUCUUGGUGAAGACAAGUUUUCUGUGGGGACUGGGACUGGGUCUGGGUCGUAUUUGAGCGAGUUCUUGCAACAGCAAAGCACACUCCUUGGGAGGAUGGAGCCAGUUUCUGAUGGGUUAUCAUCAUCACCAUCUUCACUACCACUACUACUACCAGCUGAUGAAGCUCAUCAUGGUUUUGACUUUGGCGGUUCUUCUUCUUCAUCCUCAUUUUCAUCCACAUACUUCUUCUGA
This is a messenger RNA of Camellia sinensis, 1074 nucleotides long. RefSeq lists its product as uncharacterized. Lineage: Eukaryota; Viridiplantae; Streptophyta; Magnoliopsida; Ericales; Theaceae. Gene Ontology annotation, molecular function: DNA-binding transcription factor activity; DNA binding. Gene Ontology annotation, biological process: regulation of DNA-templated transcription. The record is from RefSeq and is a predicted model, not a curated record.